Messenger RNA from Colletes gigas, 1470 nucleotides. It is a transcript of the gene Lim3, whose product is annotated as LIM/homeobox protein Lhx4. The record is from RefSeq and is a predicted model, not a curated record. The coding region runs from base 1 to 1470 and encodes 489 amino acids. The transcript has 8 exons. Gene Ontology annotation, molecular function: DNA-binding transcription factor activity, RNA polymerase II-specific; RNA polymerase II transcription regulatory region sequence-specific DNA binding. Gene Ontology annotation, biological process: regulation of transcription by RNA polymerase II; neuron differentiation. NCBI's taxonomy places the organism in Eukaryota, Metazoa, Arthropoda, Insecta, Hymenoptera, Colletidae. Gene Ontology annotation, cellular component: nucleus.
AUGUCAGCGGCGGUGCAGCCGGUCGCGACGCUUCCGACGCUGGCCAGCAGUGUUCCGCCGCCGCCGCCCACGCACAAUCCCCUUCAUCAUCCGGCCGCGGGGCUGCCACUGCCGCCGUUGGGGUCCGCGCCCGUGAUGAUGACUCGACCACCGGGCAACACCAUGCCGCCAUUAGGGCCGUCGCUGCCUGCCGCGCACCAGGACGCCGAUCUGGCGGAGGCCGCCCCGAACCAGGACGUCUUGCUGGCCCUGCUCGCCAGGAACAAGAACCUAGAAGAACGGAAGAUUGAAACACCAAGCUGUUUUCCGAUCAAGGAAGAACCCUCGAUACCGAAGUGUGGCGGUUGUCAAGAAGCAAUUUUGGACAAAUACGUGCUGAGGGUCCUCGAGAUGUGCUGGCACGCGAGAUGUCUCACGUGCCGGGACUGCGGCGCAAGGUUGACCAACAAGUGUUUCGCGAAGAACGGCCAUGUUUUCUGCAAGGACGACUUCUACAAGCGUUUCGGGACGAAAUGCGCGGGCUGCGGCCAAGGACUGGCGCCGUCGCAAGUUGUACGAAAAGCACAGGAACUGGCCUACCAUCUUACUUGUUUCUCCUGCGCCCUUUGCUCGCGACAGCUGGACACUGGCGAUCAGUACUACCUCAUGGAGGACAGGAAGCUCGUUUGCAAGCCCGAUUACGAGCAGGCGAAGGCGAAAGAAUUGGCCGAUGGGGGGAGCAUAGAUGGCGACCAACCGAACAAGAGGCCGAGGACGACGAUCUCGGCGAAGCAACUCGAAACUCUGAAAUUGGCGUACAACACCAGUCCCAAGCCAGCGAGACACGUGCGGGAACAACUCUCGCAGGACACAGGACUCGAUAUGCGCGUCGUUCAAGUGUGGUUCCAGAACAGAAGAGCAAAGGAGAAGAGAUUGAAGAAGGAUGCGGGUAGAACGAGAUGGUCCCACUUUUUCCGAGGUACUAUGAAAGGAACGGGGGCUGGUGGACAUUCACCUAGGCACGAUAAGCUUCUCGAUAAGGACGAACUUAAAGUCGACCUGGACUCCACCUUCGGUCAUCACGAUUUGAGUAACGACAGUUACGGGACUGUGGUGAACAUGGGAUUGGAUGGUGAAGGCGCGAGUCCAGGUGGAGGUGGAAAUGGCGGGGGCGGGGGCCCUCCACGCGGUUAUUUAGGUGCAACGACUCCCCCUUAUCUGUCAACGUCCAGAUCACCGUCCUUACCACCACAAUUUCCAUAUCCACCGGAUACUGGCCUCUCCGUUUACACCACCCUUGGUGGCGCAGGCAGUAUGGUACCGGGUCCGGCGUCGGAUUUGAGCAACGAAUCGAGCGGGGGCGGCGGAGGUGGUGGCGGUGGAGGCGGCGGCGGCGGAGGUGGUUACCCAGAUUUUCCACCCUCGCCCGAUUCAUGGCUCGGCGAACCACCACCUCCGCACGCUCACCAUCAUUCCCACUACAGCACAUAA